Molecule: messenger RNA, 1461 nt
Organism: Alosa alosa (allis shad)
Lineage: Eukaryota; Metazoa; Chordata; Actinopteri; Clupeiformes; Clupeidae
Gene: spint2
Product: serine peptidase inhibitor, Kunitz type, 2
Exons: 6
Coding region: 161-1162 (333 amino acids)
Molecular function (GO): serine-type endopeptidase inhibitor activity
Source: RefSeq, a predicted model, not a curated record
ACCUGUUACUAGCUCGACCGGUUGAGCAGGAAGAAUGCACCUGUUACUAAUCCAAGUCGUUUCAUGCCCUAUUGUUUCCGGUGUCUAGGGCCAAAACUCAGUUGUGCACUUCAAGCUACCGUAGGACAAAACGCUAAAAUCCUAUAUCCUGCUAUAGGGAAUGGCACAUUUUUGGAUCACAAUUGGUGUGUACCUGUCGAUUUGCUAUAUUUGCUCUGGGUAUGCCAGAGAGGAAGCAUGCAAAUGGAAUCUGAAUGCUGAGUUGGGUUUAGACCCGCAGUCUUUCGAUGAUGGCGCUAGCUACAUUGCCCACCUGCCGAAUAUUUCCGACAGCAUUGGUUGCCAGUCGGCAUGCUGUCGUAGGGGAGAUUGCCAGCUUGCCAUACUUGGGACUCCAGCUGAUGGGACAGCUGAAUGUUUCCUCGUGAGCUGUGUAAACGAUGGAAAGGAUGUCUGCGUUCUCCGACCCAGUUCGCAGUUCCAAGUUUUCAGGAAAAUGUCAGUGUCACCUGCUCAACCAACUGAAGGCUACGCACGUCUUCACACCUGUACAGAGUGCUGCACAUCCCCACAGCUGGUAGGUCCCUGUAAGGCUGCCCACCUUCGUUUCUACUAUGACAUCAACACACGGAGCUGUAAGAGCUUCAUUUAUGGUGGGUGUCAGGGCAACUCCAACAACUUUGUGUCUCAAGAAGAAUGUGAGUCAACUUGCGGAGGUGUAAUUGCCAAGGAUAUCCCUAACCCAAAGAAGUCUGUUGAUAUUAAGCCCAAGGACCCUGCUGAUCACUGCUUGAUACCUUCGGAUCCAGGAAGAUGCCGUGCUGCCUUUCCAAUGUUUUACUAUGACUCCAAAACCAGGUCCUGCCGCCAAUUCAUCUAUGGUGGCUGUGGUGGCAAUGCUAACCGCUUCACUUCUGAGGAGUAUUGUAUGAAGACAUGUCAAGGGCAGGAAGGCCAUUUCCAGGAGCGUGGUUCAACCCGUGAUCGCUGGACUCCAGCCUUCUUUCUAGUGGCCACAGUAGCAGUCAUAUCUGCAUUGCUUCUGGCAGGCCUGAUUUCCAUGUCUGUCCGCAAAUUCAAGCUGACCCAUCUCUCCCCUCUGGAUGAUAAAGAGGAUUUGCUGCCAGAGGAAGAGCUUCCAUCUUACAUGGACACAGCUUAGUGACAUCUCCACCGACUUAUUACCGACUUAUGUUAUCUACACACACAUCUAUCUUAAACACUUCUAGGAUGAACAGAAUAAAUGUGUUUUCAAUAACCUUUAUGAAACAAUCAUCAUUUUAACAAGGAAAAACGAUGAGACUUUAAGGAGCAAGAGGAACUCAUUUUAUUAAAUCAUAAAGAUUACCUGAGUUAUUGAUUUUAAAAUAUUUCAUGUCUUAAAUGUGUGCCAUUUUUAAGUUUCUAUAGCAUGUCAUGUGGUGUCAUUGUAACAAACUGAUAAUAAAGUUAAUUCCCUAA